This is a messenger RNA of Polypterus senegalus (gray bichir), 1333 nucleotides long. RefSeq names its product lectin, galactoside binding soluble 3b (gene lgals3b). Bases 116 to 754 code for a protein of 212 amino acids. The record is from RefSeq and is a predicted model, not a curated record. Gene Ontology annotation, biological process: neutrophil chemotaxis; eosinophil chemotaxis; positive regulation of calcium ion import. Gene Ontology annotation, molecular function: laminin binding; carbohydrate binding; IgE binding. Gene Ontology annotation, cellular component: nucleus; immunological synapse. The transcript is spliced from 6 exons. Lineage: Eukaryota; Metazoa; Chordata; Cladistia; Polypteriformes; Polypteridae.
GAGGGCGCGGCAGAGCGUCUGCUUCUUAUUUAGCAACCGCGCUUAGGCUCGGCGCAGUGCAGGGUUCGACUUGCAGAACUGUGAUCAACUCCACUGAUCCGAGCAGGGUGAAAAUAUGGACGGGUUUUCACUUUCAGACGCAAUGUAUCCAGCCGGAUCAAACAGUGCCCCUCAAGGACAGCCCGCUUGGCCAUUGUUGCCAGGGCAGCCAGGACAACCCAAUGCAAGUGGAGGGCAGUUCCCUGGCUCUCCAGGGGGUCAGGCAUGGCCAUUACAGCCUGGUGGGUCUUUCCCUGGACAAACACCACCUAGUGCUCCAGUUCAGUCAGGACCACUGCCUCUUCCUUACAAUAUGCCAUUCCCCAAUGUCCUUGUCAAAAAAACAGUGUUCACCAUUGUGGGAGAAGUUAAACUCGAUGCUCAAAGGUUUGCCAUUGACAUCAAGAGAGGCAAUGAUAUCAUAUUUCACUUUAAUCCUCGCUUUAAGGAGGCAGGUCAAAGGGCUCUGGUGCGGAAUAGCAUGAUUGAUGAAAAAUGGGGCAAGGAGGAGAGGGAUAUACCCAACUUCCCUUUUGCAGAAGGCCAACGCUUUGAGAUAAAAAUCAUGUGCGCUCAAGACAGUUUCCGUGUUGCUGUAAACAGAAGCCAUCUUUUUGAAUACAAGUACCGUAUUCAACAGAUCAAUGAAAUCAACAACCUUGUAGUCUAUGGAGACAUCACUCUACUUUCUGUCAAUGUUGAGAUGCUUCCAUGAUAAACUAAUCUCUUGUGUUGGAGAUGGGGGAAGAUGGUGAGGUGCUUGGGACAUGACUUUGCCUGUUUUACCUACCUGACCUCUGUAGGUUGUGGUCAUUUAUUAUCUCUGAAUAACGCAGUUAGGUGAACCUGGUUUGGUGAAAAAAAAUUUCUCCAAGUGAGAGAGCUUUUGUUUCUGCCAUGUCAAACCACUGCACACGUCUUGACUGAAUCUGUUAAGCUUUUCUCUAGGAAACUUGCAAUACUGUAGAAAGUAACCUGUAGUGUAUGUACCUUGUAGAAAAUAUUUUCAUGUUUUUUUGUUUAUGUAUACAUACACAUACAUGUUGUAUGAAUAUGUCAUCUUAUCUUCUGUUCCACUUUGCCCAUCUGAGCUUACAAAUCAUCGUGAAGAGCAACUGCUAAUGGUAAGAGUCAUGGUGACGUAUAUAGAUGAGUACAUCAUCUCUGAAUUUAAGUAACAUGACCUCAUAUACAGUGUGUGUAUGCUCAUGUUCUCAUUAAAAUAUAAAAAAAGUACAAAAACACCUUUUUUCUUCAAACAAACCCCUACAAUAAAUACUAUUGCUUUACAAGA